Caenorhabditis elegans is the source of this 1153-nucleotide messenger RNA. RefSeq names its product Acyl-CoA-binding domain-containing protein 6 (gene acbp-5). The record is from RefSeq and is marked reviewed. Gene Ontology annotation, molecular function: fatty-acyl-CoA binding. NCBI's taxonomy places the organism in Eukaryota, Metazoa, Nematoda, Chromadorea, Rhabditida, Rhabditidae.
AUGAUUAUUGCAUGGGCAGUCUCUUCAUUCCAGGACCAUCCAAAAAAUGAAAAUCAAGAAGAAGAACCCAUCGAUACGCUGCUUGAGGCGAAAUUCGACGCGGCGACGACAAGGUUGCCGGGGUUUCUGACAAAAAUCGAUCAGAAAACUAUAUUAAAAUUCUAUGGACUCUACAAGCAGGCUGUAGAAGGUCCAGCAGACUCGAAAAAAGGUCCCUACUGGUUCGAAACGGUCGCGCGCAAAAAGUUCAACUCGUGGCUAGCGAAUAGUCAGAUGAGCCGGUCGAGAGCUAUGGAAGCGUAUUGUGAGCUCAUGGCUCAGCUUGACACGUCUUGGGAUCCGGAUGCAGAGACGGUGAAGAAAAGUGGACUGUGGGAGAAGAUGCCCAGCACAAUGGGUGUUAUCGAGCCAGAAAUGUUCGACGACGCUGUGGUGCACCCGCCAACGAAACUGGAAACCGAAACCGAAAAGAAAUGGUUCGCGGCGAUGCGCGUGAGCGAUAUCGACACUAUGCGCACACUUUUGAGAAAUGAACCCGAGAUUAUUGAGGCCAAGGAUCAAUAUUUGGCGAUGACCGCUCUCCUAUGGGCUACGGACCUCGGAUGUGAUCCAGUUGUUCAAUUUCUUAUUGAAAACAAUGUAGAUGUCAAUGCAGUCGAUGGAUGUCUACAGACAGCGCUACAUUUUGCCGCUCAAUGCCACCGACCACUGCUCGCCGAGCUUCUACUCCAGGCGGGCGCCGACCGGUCCGCUCUCGACGCCGAUGGUCUGACACCUUCAGAAUGCUGUGAUGACGAGGAUCUCCGGAAGAAAUUGACGCCAUAGGGCGGAUUUCCUUAGACCACCCUGAAUUUGUAAAUAUCAAAUUUCAACAUAAUUUUUUUUUUGAUUUUGUGUGUGUGCCCUUUGCUACUUUUCAUUCAUCCAUUUCUCCCCGUUUCUGUGAGAUAUUCCUCGUUCCUAGCGUCUUGAGUUUCAAAUUUCAAGAAAUCCUUCCAACUUUCUGCUUCUAUACUUAUCCACUUUUUUUCUGGGUCUUGACACGAUUUUUAAAUUUUAUUCAAAUUAUUUCCAACCAAAAAAAACCAAUAUGAAACCGCACGAGAAAAAUAGCUUUGAAAGUUUUACACAAUAAAAAUAACUGGAAAUGUUC